Molecule: messenger RNA, 7067 nt
Organism: Myotis daubentonii (Daubenton's bat)
Lineage: Eukaryota; Metazoa; Chordata; Mammalia; Chiroptera; Vespertilionidae
Gene: OTOR
Product: otoraplin
Biological process (GO): cartilage condensation
Molecular function (GO): protein binding
Source: RefSeq, a predicted model, not a curated record
UUUCUGGUAUUGGAGCAGCUAAUGAGAAACACUGAACCAUUUUAGUAAAAGCAAAGGGGAAUUAGAUCAAGUUCUUGAUUAGAUUUUCUGUAAUGUUAUUUUGUAUGCAUAUGAACUGGGCUGGAGCUAAAUUUGAUCUUAAUAUUCAAAUAAAUGAGCAUAGUAUUUUGCUAGUAGUAGGCAUUUCACAAAUCUUUUUGCUCAGUGUUGAAUAAAGGCCAUUUAGGAGUAACUGUACUUACUGUUUUCUGGGAAAACAGCAAAAAACAUGCUGUCUAUAAACUUCACAUCUUGUGCUCUUACCCUCUUGAGGCAGGACUGUUCUAAGGAACACCUGUGUGGUUAAUAUUGAAGCUCUAUUGAAAGACCUUAAGGUAAAGAUUUUACAGUCUACAGUCUUUUUUGAGAAAAAUAAGCUGACUUACGAAGGGCUGCCAAUCCUAAUCUUGGUGUUUUUUUAAGUCUCAAAUAUCAAUGUUCAAAUCUUUUCAACACUAUGUUCUUUAGAUUUGAUUUAUAUCUGAGGCCAUUGAUUCAGGCCCCUGCUUGUAAAACCAUGGUAUCUAAAGAAGUGGGCAGUUUUUUCAUGGAUAGUACCUAUUAAAGUGACUUUUUAAAAAAUAUAUAUUUUUAAUCCUCACUGGAGGAGGGGAGAGGGGGAAAGAGAGAGAAACAUCUAUAUGAGAGAGAAACAGAUCAGUUACCUCCUGUACACACCCCGACCAGAGAUUGAACCCGCCCCGACUGGGAACUGACUCUCCAAACAACUGAGCCACCCUGGCCAGGGCUGAAGUGACAUUACUGAUCAUUUUUUCAUAUUCCUGUUUUAAUAUUUCCUUGAACAAAACUUCUUACCACUUAGAAUUUGUAUUGGUUUUGUUCUUUCAAAUUCACACUUGACUAUUAACAAGCCACCAGGUCACCUUCCCUUCUGCUCUCUCUAAAUUAUUGCUCUUAACUUUACCUCAAGCACAUUUUUGUCUUUUUGUUUUCCUCUUUGGAACUCAAAGGCUUGUGUUCCCAUCUUGCCUGAGUCCUCCCUUUCGGUGGCCAGCAGCUGCCAUCCUCCCCUCUCUGUGGGGUGUCAGUCCAGUCUUUCUGCUUCCGACUCUUCUGCAAGUCUGCCAUGAAGUCUGUGCUCUGCGUCAGGCUCUGAAUUCUCUCCUGGCUAAGAAUGUUCACUCCUGAGUGCAAUAGCUUCGUUGCAGCUUUAUAAUAAGUGGUCCCUGGUUUGUUGUAAAUCAUAGCAUCAGUACACAUAAGCUUGAAGUUACCCUUCAGUUCUGUAGACUGGUAGCCGGUCUUUUUCAUGGUACUAAAAUCUAUUGGGUGGUUAAUGAUCAUGAAGUAGCUGGGAGCAAUAAAGUCAGUCACAGGACAUGAAAAGAAAGCACUUGGGUCUUCUAUUUGCAACGGUCUCAUCAAUUGAUUCAAAGAGGUGUGUGUUCUUGUUUGGCGAAGGAGCUUGGGAGGCUUCUCAGGAGGCAAGUCUAAUCCUGCAGGGGUCUGGCCCUGGAGGUCUCUUUCUGCCUCAUUCUCCACAUGAUCCUGAUCUGGCUUCUUUCUGUCUUCCUUCACAUGCUUCUGUGUUUCUCCCUUGAACCUGCUUUUCGUCCUCUUUUUCUGAGUUCUGUCCUUGUGUUCGUCAUGAUCCUUCUCUCAAAGAGGCUUGAGUCGAGCCCCAAGCUGCAGGUGGAGAGCUUGUUGACAUCUUUCCCUCCUACUUGGAGGACCAGCUUCAAGGGCUUCUCGCAUGUUCCUGGUAGAGGCAGGUGUUUGUCAGACCUGUGCUUCUUGCCCAUGUCCCACCAGAACCGUGGUGCCUGUCCCUCGAGCCAGGCGCAGGCCCUGCAGCACCACAUCUGGACAGGGCCAGAUGAGGGAGGGCCCAAGCGGGCCUGAGAGAGAGCUCCAGCCCGAGAGCCUCAUGAUCUUAAUUUUAUAGAGAAGAUCUAUACACACCUGAACACUUAUUCUAGCCCCCCCUCCCUGCCCUUAUUUGUAACUUUCCACCAGUCCCAUUAACCUCAAUGCAUUUACUGACUUGCUCAAACCUCCCUGUAUGUAAUCAAACUUUAGAAAGCAAGGCUUCAUGAGGGAGGAAAGCGAAGGAAAAAGGAGCUAAUUAUUCUUUGAAGAAGACAUGUUCAAACUAGGCUUUUCUGACCUUUACCCAUCUGUGGGAGUGAGAGUGUCCAGGGGUAUUUGGAGGGAACAGUGUUGCUACCCAUCUAAUAUAGUGGUUCUCAAUUUUGAAUUUGACUUUCGGCUUUGGCUGCAUAUUAGAAUCAUCUGGGAAGCAUUUUCAAACAUUUUCUAAUCCACGCUCCAUAUCAGUUAAAUCCAUGGUGAAACCCGUUCAUCAAUCAUUUUUAAGCUCCUUGGUGGUUCCAAUGUGAGUCAAGGUUAAGAAAGAACAAAGUAGAUUUCUACCGUACAAGCAUGUAAUAAUGAUUAGAUCAUUCUUUCAAAUUGUGUUCUUCAAAGGCAGUAUAAAUACAAGAUAGUAUAAAAGUGAAAACUUGUGAAAGGCUCCCAUCUCCAUUUUAAAUUUUAAGGCUUGAAGUAUUUUCUGUUUGGGUAUUUAAUAAGACUUUUGUCUUUGGAAAAUGUAUCCCGCAAAGACCUAAUGUAGAAUCUGGAGCUCUGGCUAAAACGUUUUGCUUUAUUUGAUUUGCCCUCUAGCAAUUCUUCUCAAGUUUUAAUGUUCAUAUUAACCCUUUGCAUAUCUUGUCACAACGUAGAUUCAGCUUUACGAGGUCUGGGAUGAGGUAAUAGGGACUAUUUCUAUAAAGUGAUGUCAAAGUUGCUUGUCUGAGGACCAUAUUUGGUGGCCAGACCACUGAGUCUCUGCCCUAAUAAUUUAGUCAGUGAAUACUACUUUUGGAAGAAUGAGCCUCUUUUUGAAUAUGAUAAAACCUAGGGACUUUCACCAGAAAAAAAAAUGGACAUGUGCAGGUAUAUACCUAAGCAUACUAUUUCAGGGGACUCAUGCAUUUAUUCAAUGAAUACUAGUUAUGAGUACUAAGUAUUGUUGAGUGCUAAUUAUAGAGUGAUGAGCAAGAUAGACAAGAUCUCCACCUCAGAGCUUUGGGGGACAAAACACCACCAAGUAAAUAAAAAAGGCAUGCCACAUGCCACGGUCCCAUGAUGGAGAAAUUGGUUGGAGGAGUGCAGGAAGUGUUCUGGUAAACUGGUCUGUUUGUGGAGACAUCUUGGCCAGAGACCUGAACACCACUCACUGGAGGGAAAGCAUCCCAGGCGAUAAACUGAGAGGUCUGAAGUGGAAACGAGCUCAGCAUUUUCAAAAGACAGAGAGCAGCUGGUAUGGCAGGCACAGAGCAAGUGAGGGAGAGUGACAGGAGGUGACUUCAGGGGCAGAGGCCAGAUCACGCAGAGCCUUGUAGGUUGUGACAAGGAGGCGGCUUCCACCAACCCACUUGCCCAAGCCUAUUUCUAGACCCUAAGGGAGCCACAGUCUCCAUUUCACGAACUCCAGAGGGAGAUGCUCAUUUAGGAAAAAAUGUCUUAUGGGGGUAAAAGACUCAGAGAAUACAUCUGAAAAUACAGAGGACAGAGCCAUCCUCUAGACCCUCAGAUGGGCAGUGUCUCGAGCAUGGCUGCGAGGCACCACUGCUUGCUGAAUUAUUGCAAGUUAAAGUUGCUAUUUGCAAGCAACACUUUACAGAGGCCUCUCUCUAAUCAUCAUCCUGUCUGCCCACCACAGAAUGCUAAGGCAUCCCAGGCCUGCCCGCGAUACUCUCAGUAGGCUUGACAUCUAUCUCUCUACUUCUUCAAAUGGCCAAUAAGGGCUUUGUAUUUGCUGAGUUGUGAGAGCUUGGAUGUGGCUUUGUUCAACAUGUCACUCUGCUUUGGGGAGCCUAUGUACAGUGUGGCAAUCUGGCUUUGCGCAGUCUCCAUUUCUUCAAGUGACUCAAAAGGUAAUUGUCUUUGAACUCUCCUUUGUUGAUGGCUGGCUUGAGACUAAACAGUCUGUAAAACAGCUGCCCCAUCAGAACUAAGAAGAUUUAAUACUUUACUUUUUCCAGAGAUCCUCUUAGAUCCCUAAAUUAGAGGAAGGAAAAUUCACUGGGAUUCUGAUUUCUAAUUCAUUCUUUUUUUGAAGUGAAUCUGAAAAUAAAGAAUUCAAAAUCCCAUUCUAAUUUGAGAGCAGACGUGUGGAAACAGCACUGAACCACAGUCCUACCAGGCAGCCUUUAGAUUGUGUGGUUAAGAAGGCAGCCCUGGCCUUUACUGGCCUCAGGUUUUUCAUCUAUAAUGAAGAUAUUGAAUUAAACAAGCUUCUAAACCAGGGCCAGCUGUAUGAAAGAUCCUCCCCUGAAAAUCACACUGCCACCCUGUCCACACACAAACAAAACAAGGAAAACACACACACACACAAACACACACACACACACACACACACACCAAUCAAUCAAUUUUUAAAAUUCUACUGUAUCGAUAUUUUGCUUUUCCAUUUUCUCCCUUGGAGAAUUAUUUUGUACAAAAUUAAUUUGUAAGUUGAAUGGUUGGCCUUCAUUUUUUGAGGUGACUGCAUUUGGGGGCUGGGUCGGAGAGGCACUGCUCUGAAACCUGGUCAUCCACGAAGUGGGCGGGGCAUCCUGACAGGGACCUCUAGUCCAUAAACCAUGGAGCAGAGCACUUUAUGGGAGAGAUGCCAACCCCAAACACUAUAUAAAACUAGCAACCUACUGUAUGUCUCUGCUAAUAGAAAGUAAACCUGUGGGACUACAGACUCUAUUCUCUCCUAUGUCUCCAGUGUCUACAACAGUGCCUGGCACAAGGUAGGUGCUUAGUAAAUUUGUUGACUAGAUGGAGCCAGGCAUUGUGUUUCAACUUUGGUGGCUUCUAGCAGUGCCACACUUUCCAUAGGAAAGAUGCCCAGGAGCAGGGAAGGGGUGGGAGUGGCAACUCAAACCUCUAGCUUUGCUCCCUUCUUUAGGAUCCAAAAUCCUUGACCAUUUUGAGACUGACUUUCAAAAGUCUCCGAUAAAGUAGGUGGAGAAAAGAUUGUUCCAUUUUUCCAACCCACCCAUCUCUUCCUUUCCCCAUUGGUAGGGUCUGAAUGUGACUCCUGUGCUACAAUCCAUGUCUGCCCCAUGGCAGACACAAUUUCUAAGAAUCCUAUUAUGAAUGACUUCUAAACUCAAGAAUCCUUUCAUUCACCUGUUAUAUAAACCGAGAUAGUCAAUUGGAUUUGGUUAUGACAAAAUCCUUUGGACCAAAGAUGUAGCUCUCACAUUUUCAACAGAUUCCUACAGGGAGCACAUUUUUGCUCAGAGGUUGAAAGAAUAUGAGAAUUGAACUAAAUUUUUUUAAACAGAUUUAAAAUUCUCCCAGUUUUCGCAACAAUGCCCUGCUGAUGCAGUAAACCACAACUAAAGUGGCUUUAAUAAUGAUGGACCAGUUGGAAAUCAUUUGUGUAUAAAAAGAAGACAUAGAAUUUGAGUCUCUUUGGAAAACCAGAUGCGAAGUAACCCCUGGAGCCCAGUAGCUGUUAUGAAAGCAGAGGCACCUUCCCAUUGGCCGGGGGGGAUGUACCCAGAUGUCUGGCUUUCACAUAAAAGGCAGGAACCACUGAAGUCAGUUUCCACUUCCACUCAAAGGGCGAUAGCAUAAGCAGCAAACAAGGCGAUGGCAAGACUGUUGUUACUUUUCCUUCCAGGUCUUGUGGUGGCCGUAGGCACCGUGCAUGGAAUAUUUAUGGACAAACUUGCUUCCAAGAAGCUCUGUGCAGAUGACGAGUGUGUCUAUACGAUUUCUCUGGCCCGAGCCCAAGAAGAUUACAAUGCCCCAGACUGUAGAUUCAUUAACGUUAAAAAAGGGCAGCAGAUAUAUGUUUACUCAAAGCUGGUAAAAGAAAAUGAAGCUGGAGAAUUUUGGGCUGGCAGUGUGUAUGGCGAUGACCAUGAGGACGAGAUGGGAACGGUGGGUUAUUUUCCCAGGAACUUGGUGGAGGAGCAACACGUGUACCAGGAAGCCACCAAGGAAGUCCCGACCACAGAUAUUGACUUUUUCUGCGAGUAAGAAAUUAGACAAAUCUGCAAGUAGAAAGAAAACACCAAAAUUAAGGAAAAAGGCAAACAAACAAGAAACCCCAAAUUCUGUGUCCCUUAAUUUGGACUUUGGUUUCCAGGAUUUGUUACCUUACAGGAGGACUAAGGUUUGGGGCCAGAGGUGGCAGAAAAGGAAGGGCUUCAACUCAGUCUCAUUUUCUAUUGGCUUGGUUUCAGCGCAAGUGGGUGAUUGAAAGCAGAGGAUUACUUGACAACCUUCUCUUACAGGGAGAUGCAUAGAGAAGAUAGUUCAUCCGUAGCUAUUUCUGAAGAGUAAUUCUUCCCCGCUGUUUGGCUCCCUGUAUAAACCUGGUAGAUCACGCAGGUCUUCCCUUGGGACAUGCUGUUUUCUUCCUACAUGACUUUCUGGAAAAUUGGAAUGUUAUAAUUUACCCAAAGGCGCUGUAUCAUCAGGGAAUACUCUAGGAUUGUUGUUACUUUUCAUCUUUGAUGGCUUUGGGAUGUGAAGUUGUUGGUGGGGGGAGAGCUAUUUGGACUCAUAGAUGUUUGAACUAUGCUUUUAAAUUUAUCUUUUUAAAAAGUCUCACAAAUUAUUUCAUCUGAAUAAUUUUACCCUCUAAAUGAUCAAUUGACCCCUCUCCAAAUUUUAAAUAUGUGUGUAUACAGUGGGGGUGGGACAGUUUAUAAAAUAUUUUUAAUGAGAUGGUUUCCCUUUGAUAUGUGCUACCAAUUGGUGUUAUUCAAGCUUCAAGUGGAAAGACACAGAAAAAAAAAAUCUGUAGGUUAUUUUCUCCUUCUGUUUCAACUUGAAUUUCCUCUUCCUGUGCAAAUUCCCCAGUCAAGGACGAUGUGGCAAGAAAAUCUGGUGAGGGACGCAGGUUGGGUAGUUCCAAUUGACACAUAAGUUUUCCUAUAUUUAACUGGAAAUCUGCUUUGGCUUUGUAUUACUAAUGUAAUUCUUUUGAUGUAGUCAUAAAUUUGUGUUGUUUGUCAGUUUACAAUGUUAAUAAAAAUGUCUGUACUAGACUC